AAUGGAACCAACUCCUGAAACUGAGCCCCCAAAAAUCACCAAAAUAAUCUAUGAGAACGCAGAGUACAUCGGCGAGGUCAAGAAUGGCAAACGCCAUGGCAAGGGCAAGAUCACCUUCAGUGACGGCCGCGAGUACGAAGGUCUGUGGGAGGACGACCUCCGCAUUGGCUAUGGAGUUAAGAAAUAUUUGAAUGGCGAUCACUACGUAGGCAGCUUUUCCAUGGGCAAAGCUCAUGGUAAAGGCAUCUAUACGUGGCAAAACAGCGAUAUUUAUGACGGCGAGUGGAAAAACGGAGUCAAAGAAGGAAACGGCAUGUGGAAAGGGAUCAAUAACGAGUCAUAUAUCGGCGAAUGGAAAAACUCCAAAGCCGAUGGCUAUGGUGUCCAGGUCUGGGCUAGUGGAGACCGGUACGAAGGCGAGUGGACUCAAGGCCUUCGUAAUGGGAAUGGAACCAUGAUUUUUGCAAAUGGAGAUAUGUAUAUUGGUGAUCAUGUUAAAGGGAAAAUGCAUGGAGAAGGCCAAUAUAUUUGGAGAAAUGGUAGCAUAUAUAUUGGACAGUUUAAAAACGGGUUCAAGCAUGGGAAAGGAAAGUGGAAGUAAGGAUAAAAAUGAUCAAGAGUGUAAUCAGUAUGAUGGAGAAUACGAAAAUGAUGUCAAAAAUGGAUUUGGGGGGUAUAAAUGGAAGUCAGGAAAUGAGUACAAAGGCCGAUACAAAGACAAUUUAAGACACGGCUAUGGUGAAAUGUUCUGGACUGAUGGGUCAGUAUACAAAGGAAUGUGGCAUAAAGGAAUUCAACAUGGCAAAGGAAGAAUGGAGUUUCCGGAUGGUAACUUCAAAGAAGGAAUCUUUCAAAAUAAUAUCUUCCAAGGUCAGAUCUACAACAGAUUAAACCUCUAUCAGCAUCAGCCAAUGAAGAAUUCAAAUCAUUCUUCUCUAGAUCGACUUGCGAAUUCAACAGCUGUGACUUUUAACUCAACCAAGAACAAAUAAAUAUGGAGGGAGUUCAAACAAAGUAUUAUCAAAAUGUGCUCGAAACCCUUCAUCUGCGCAAGGAUUUGUUGAAAAACAUCAGAGAGCACCUCAUUCAAGCAUAAAAAUAUAACAAAAAACUUCAAAGCAGACUUUGGAAGAAAAUAUAACACAAAUUACAGACAUCGAGAAGUUCCAGAAAGAAUUCAGCUGAUCUCUGAGCAAAACUUAAGCAAUGGAUCCUCUAGCCUCUGCAGAGAAAGACUCUCAAUUGAGGAAAACAAGUUUAACACCUAUUACGGGGGCAACUUCCUUCAGAAUAGCCAUGCUCGCAAACAAGCAGCAUCGAGCAUAUCGACCAAAAGAAACAGAGUUAACCGGACAGUUACUCAAUCUUCUGAUCCUAACUCUCAAGCGAAGAGAGUCUUUAGCUUGCGGAAAUAAAACAAAAUCUAGUAAGAGAAAGUACAGGAAGGGCUUCAUCGAGCAAAACCUUAACAAAUCUAAGAACUCUUAUGCUACAAGCAAAAUCACCAAUGUCAUUGCCAAAAGUUAUAGAAAAAGAUCCAAAGAUGCACCUCCUGGGUCCAAAAGAGACGAAAAGAUCAUAAACAACCUCUCAAAAGUACUCCAUUCCACUCAGAUGAGGAUGCGUCAAAACAAGGAUAAGAAGUCUCUGCAAUCCUUGAUUUCACUGCAGCGCAAAAGACAAAUGGAGAAUUCUCUGCAGAGCUCCCAAAAUGGUUAACGAAAUUUCAUAAAUUAUUCCUCGGUU
Moneuplotes crassus is the source of this 1746-nucleotide messenger RNA. The record is from the annotation of a GenBank genome assembly. Lineage: Eukaryota; Ciliophora; Spirotrichea; Euplotida; Euplotidae.